Messenger RNA from Polistes canadensis, 2326 nucleotides. RefSeq names its product CCR4-NOT transcription complex subunit 6-like. Bases 199 to 1584 code for a protein of 461 amino acids. The transcript is spliced from 6 exons. Gene Ontology annotation, molecular function: poly(A)-specific ribonuclease activity. NCBI's taxonomy places the organism in Eukaryota, Metazoa, Arthropoda, Insecta, Hymenoptera, Vespidae. Gene Ontology annotation, cellular component: cytoplasm; CCR4-NOT complex; nucleus. The record is from RefSeq and is a predicted model, not a curated record. Gene Ontology annotation, biological process: nuclear-transcribed mRNA poly(A) tail shortening.
GUUUGAUUAACAGUUUUCUGUAAUGAUUAUACAAGUAACAAUAUCUAUUGAAUUUUAUUUGAACUAGGAAUGAAUCUUAAACGACAAUGAUUUUACUGGUUCUCGAUUCGUAACGUCAACGAAGUUAACACACUAUUACUGUUUGAGGAAGAAAGUUACAAAUAAACACACGUUUAAAAGACUAAUCAAAUUAUCAAUAUGUCUGGUUACACUGGACAAGACAAUUUUUGGGCUCAGCCGGACACUCAGAAUCCUUAUAAAUCCGAGUUACGUUAUUUCGAACCACCUAACCCACAAUCAGAGUUUCAUACUUAUACCACAGAAGAAUUAUCAUCUCAAUACAAUGUUUAUUCGCCUAAAAGUUAUUUAGAUCCAACGCAGGGCUCUUAUGCUGGUGAAAUGUUUUCGCAAGAUGAUUUUACCAAAGGUGACCACGGUUUUGGAGAAGAUGAAGUAGAACCACCGUUGUUAGAAGAACUUGGUAUUGACCCUGAUCGGAUUAUACAAAAGACAUUGGCCGUAUUAAAUCCGUUUCAUAGGAGAGGACAAAUUGAUGAUGCUAAUUAUCUUCUUCAAGAUUCUGAUUUGGCUGGACCGGUUACAUUUUGUUUAGCUCUUGCUGCAUUCCUUCUUUUAGCCGGUUCCAAAGCUCAUUUUGGUUACGUUUAUGGUCUAGCAACAAUCUCAUGUUUAAUGAUGUACAUUCUUCUAACAUUAAUGAGUAGUACUAAUAAUAUUACUUUAUUAUCUGUGGCAUCUGUAUUAGGAUAUUGUUUAUUACCUGUUGUAGUACUUUCAGCGUUUAGUAUUUUUACUACUCUUCGUGGUACAAUCGGUUUAGUUUUCGCAGCUUUGGCUGUGGCUUGGGCAACUUUAUCUGCUUCUCGACUUUUGUCUACCAUGUCUGGAGAAAAUAAUCAGCGUCCUCUUAUAGCAUAUCCUUGCUUUCUUCUUUAUGGAGUGCCAUCAGAUCCUGCACAAGUACAACAGCCCAUUUUAGUUUGCACAGCCCACAUUCAUUGGGAUCCUGAAUUUUGUGAUGUUAAAUUGAUACAAACUAUGAUGUUAAGCAAUGAAUUACGUUCCAUUUUGGACCAAGCUGGCCAGUCUUUCCGACCUGGUCAUAAGCCUGAUUCUUCCAACGUGCAGCUUUUACUUUGUGGCGAUUUUAAUUCCCUACCUGAUUCAGGUGUCAUUGAAUUUCUUACAUCCGGACGCGUUGCAGCUGAUCAUCGCGAUUUUAAGGAAUUAGCUUAUAAAUCAUGCUUACAAAAGAUCUCUGGUUGCGAUAAACCAAAUGAAUUUACACAUUCUUUUAAACUUGCAUCUGCCUACAGUGAAGACAUUAUGCCUUACACUAAUUACACGUUUGAUUUCAAAGGCAUAAUAGAUUACAUUUUCUAUUCUAAACAAAGUAUGGUACCUUUAGGACUGCUAGGACCGUUGAGUGCAGAUUGGUUUAGAGAACAUAAAGUGGUAGGUUGUCCUCAUCCGCAUGUACCAUCCGACCACUUUCCAUUGUUAGUAGAACUAGAAAUGACACCAACAGUAGGAACAAGCAACGGUUUGAUCUCACGCAGGUAGCAGCCGCUGCGAUCUAGACCCAAGUAAUAACAAGGGAAUGAUAUAAAAUAAUAAAAAUAAAAUCUUUAUCACUCCUUCUCUUACUUCAGGCUCUAGUAAUAUCACUCGCAGUCGACUACUAUUCUAAUAGCGAAUAUUACGAAUACUCCACAUUGCCGCACAUUCAACAUGCUGACAGACAUAUUGAUGAAUUAUUCUAAUGACCAGGUGAAGGGAGUCGUGUUGUAAUGCGUUUAGCCCAUGUAUAGUGUAUUGCAUUUUUAAGACCUAACUUCCCAUGUUAAGAGUAACCAUAAAACUCUCUCUCUCUCUCUCUCUCUCUCUCUCUCUCUCUCUCUCUCUCUCUCUCUAUUACCAUCAUAAUAUGUAGAUACCUAUUUUCCUACAAAAAAAAAACAAAUGAUAUUCCGAUCAAGCCUCUGUGAUAUCGUCAUUAACAAUUGGAACAAUUUCACAUAUUUAUUAUUAACUUAACAAGCUAGUAUCUACUAGAAAUCAAAUCCUAAUCUCUUCCUAAAUGUCAUUACAACAUUCUCCAAGCCAACUUUUGAUAAGAAUGCUGCCAUCCAAUGACAAAUUGUAUUUUUAAACGAAAGAAAACAAAAAAAAAAAAAGUAAUGAAAACAUACACGCUAUACUGGGCUGUGCGAAGUGAUCGGAGUUGACUUAACAAUUUCAAUGCAAGUACAAAUCUGUUCUUAUUGGCCACGUAUAUUGAUAAUGAUAAUGUUAUAUAAGGAAA